Nicotiana tabacum (common tobacco) is the source of this 2861-nucleotide messenger RNA. RefSeq lists its product as uncharacterized. The record is from RefSeq and is a predicted model, not a curated record. NCBI's taxonomy places the organism in Eukaryota, Viridiplantae, Streptophyta, Magnoliopsida, Solanales, Solanaceae.
AUUUUCUUGUCUCUCCCUCGUUAGCUGCCCUGUGCUCAGCAAUCCCAAUAAGCCUUACUUCCUUCUCUCUUAAUUUCACUGUACAUAUAUACUUUCUUGGGUUUUAACAUAAUCCCCACCUGUAAAAACUUCUCAAAAAAAUAAGAAGAAAAUCCCCUCCUGGAAAAGGAUGAUUAUUUGUCAUGACUUGACGCUGGAGGGUCUAACGUUGCACAAAGUUUUACUCCUUAGGUGCUGAUUACAAGAACUUGGAGUAAAGUUUGAUAUCUAAUAAUGGAUAGAAAGGAUACGUCAGGAUUCGUAAGCGGAGGUGGGAUGUGCUCUUUUUGACGCAUCUAACCCUAGUUUAGCACUAACUAAUUCUUUAGCCCGGAAGUUUAGCCUCUUAACUAAUUCUUAGCCUGGAAGUCAGGCCAACUGUUCUUUUGCAAUUGAGAUUUGGUUCAAUAGUAGUGUUGCAUCCUAGUGAUGGAUCCCAGAUUGCACUAUUUGGGGUUUGCUGCAAACCCGUCGUUACAUGCAUCCAAGAAUCUGGGCAAUUCCAUCCCAAUUGGCGGAGCUGCAUCUGAAGGUGGUGAUUGUGCUGAUACCACACUGCGACUUGAUUCUGUUGGGUCCUUAAUACCUUCAUUCCCUGCCCCAAAGGAAAUCAAAUGCAAUUGCAGCUCAACUCAUGGAUCUAUUGAUCAGCAAAUUGAUUCAUAUUUAUGUCUAAGCUUAGGCCAUUCAUCAACUUCCACGGAAAGUAUGUGGAGUUCAGGCAUUCUAUGCACCUCAAUAUCUCCAGCGAAAGAAACUCACGAGUCCUCGAUGGACCUGGAAGUGGACUUCGGUCUUUAUCUUGCCAAUGAGAUGACACCAAGGCCGAAAAGUUCAGCUAUCUCCAUUCCAAAAGUACCUGACGCAGGGACUGCAAUUGAUCUGGAACUGAGUCUUUCCAAUAGUGCUGCUGAAUCUGAUGUUACGACUGUGCCACACAGUUUUUCUGGAGCUUUUCAUACUGAUGAAGUAUCAACAGGUUCUCAUCAAAAUACUGGUAGCUUUUUUCAUCCGUUACAUGCGCCACACGACAAAGAGUCUAAUUACUUCUCGAAACAGGCGAUAAAAGAAGUUGAGCCAUCUCCAGUCUUUCCUGAUCCCUCCUCAAGUGUAAUAACACAUCCAAAAAGCUCAGUAACCUGUACUUCCGGGUCAACAAAGCAGCAGCGCAACAGUGGUAUCAAACAGUGUCAGUUCAAGGGAUGUAUUAAAGGAGCAAGAGGUGCUUCUGGCCUUUGCAUUGCCCAUGGCGGAGGCCGUAGGUGUCAGAAACCGGGUUGCCAUAAGGGAGCCGAGGGUCGAACCGCAUUCUGCAAGGCCCAUGGCGGUGGUAGGCGGUGUGAAUUCCUAGGGUGUACCAAAAGUGCAGAAGGACGCACUGAUUUCUGCAUCACGCAUGGGGGUGGACGCCGUUGCAGUCACGAAGGCUGCACCCGCGCUGCCAGAGGGAAGUCUGGAUUAUGCAUUAGACAUGGUGGGGGCAAGAGAUGCCAGAUGGAGAACUGCACGAAAAGUGCGGAAGGACUCUCUGGCCUCUGCAUUUCACAUGGAGGUGGCCGGCGGUGUCAGUACCCCCAGUGCACUAAAGGGGCCCAAGGAAGCACCUUGUUUUGUAAGGCCCACGGUGGUGGGAAACGUUGCACAUUUGAAGGGUGCAAUAAGGGCGCAGAGGGUAGCACACCUUUCUGUAAAGGUCACGGGGGAGGGAAAAGAUGUACAUACCAAGGAGGUGGCGUUUGCCCAAAGAGUGUGCACGGAGGGACUCUCUUCUGUGUGGCACAUGGCGGUGGUAAGAGAUGUGCUAUGCCAGAAUGCUCCAGGAGUGCUAGGGGCCGGACAGAUUUCUGUGUGCGCCAUGGUGGUGGUAAAAGAUGCAAAUUCGACAGCUGUGGAAAAAGCGCUCAGGGAAGCACCGAUUUCUGCAAGGCCCACGGUGGUGGAAAGAGAUGUUCAUGGGGUCAACCUGGUUCUGAAUUUGGCCAAAAUGAGAGUCCUUUUAACUCAUUUGCCAGAGCAAAGUCUGGACUUUGUGAAUCUCAUGGUGCCCUGGUGCAAGACAAACGUGUUCACGGUGGUGCCACUCUAGGGGCUGUCGUCUUGGAUUCAACACCCAAAAAUCCCGGUAAGAUGAAGGAGAUUGUCAACGUAGAGGAUAUGUAUAUUGAUAUCAUGAAGAUGGGAAGUAACAUUUUGACAUCUACAGGUUGGAAAUAUUUUGAGUUUAAGGAAGGGAAUACGCCAGUUGGUGGAAGCUCAUCAUCAGUUUCCGAGGGAAGAGUGCACGGAGGAAGUUUGAUGGCAAUGCUGGCCGGUGGCUCUAGCCACACCUUAAACAGCAGCAGGGGCACAGUGACUACAUCCGAGCCAGGGAAACCUUUUGGUAACGCCUAAAAACUACACGCGAGACACACUAGCCGCUUCAUCCUUGCAUUUCGUUGUAAGCCUUGAGAAUUCCGGAUAUUUGUGUCAAUUUUUCCUAUCAACCUUAUUCUCCAUUAUGGUGAUUGAGAAGCUGUUAUCUUUCAUUUGUGAAGUCGGAUUUCGACUUGAACCUACUAUUCUUAUAGUACAACAACAUAUCCAGUAUAUUCCUAUAAAUGGGGUCUGGAGAGGAUAGUGUGUACGCAGACUGGCCUUACCCCUACCUUGUGCAUGUAGAGAGGCGUUAUAGUACAUAGUAGUAAUAAGGGGAGAUACUAGGCUGAAAGUUAGUUUAAGAGUUUGGUAUCCAGUAUUGGCUUAAUGUACAUUUGUACAUAGCUGUUUUCUUGUAGUUUUGGUGUAAAUAUUUUGUGGUAGUAUGAGAACUCAUUAUAAUUUUA